Molecule: messenger RNA, 547 nt
Organism: Hevea brasiliensis (rubber tree)
Lineage: Eukaryota; Viridiplantae; Streptophyta; Magnoliopsida; Malpighiales; Euphorbiaceae
Product: putative phytosulfokines 6
Exons: 3
Coding region: 77-349 (90 amino acids)
Biological process (GO): cell population proliferation
Cellular component (GO): extracellular region
Molecular function (GO): growth factor activity
Source: RefSeq, a predicted model, not a curated record
GCCUUUCCUCUGGCACUACUUACUCCUUCUUACUAUAUGCUAGAUUUUUACGCACAACAGGCACACCAAAGCAAUCAUGAAGCCAAUUUCUUUUGUGUUGAUCUUCUUUCUUCUUCUUCUACUCCUUCUAUCCUCAACAUCUGCUCGUCUCUAUCUUCCCCCAAAACAAGAAGAAAAAGAGGUGAAAAGUACUGAUGGUUCAUUCACAGAGAGAAAAGAAGAUGUUUCCACUCUCAUGGGGUUAGAGGAAUAUGAAUGUGAAGAGGGAGAUGAAGAGUGUCUCAAGAGAAGGAUGGUAGCAGAAGCUCACUUGGAUUACAUUUACACCCAACACCAUAAGAAGCCUUAAUAGUUUGAGAUGCCUAAAGUUCAUUACAUGUAUUAUAACAUAGGACUAUAAUUAAGUGUUUAUAUUAAUUAAUUACUCACUUUACCAUAUAAUUAGUCUCAUACCCUCCUUGUAUUGUAACAGUAGAGAUGAUGUUGGUAAAGUUAAUUAAGUGGAUUUCCAUUUUCCAGAGGAAUUAAUACAAGGGAAUCUUUUUCA